Molecule: messenger RNA, 913 nt
Organism: Phymastichus coffea
Lineage: Eukaryota; Metazoa; Arthropoda; Insecta; Hymenoptera; Eulophidae
Product: large ribosomal subunit protein eL14-like
Exons: 5
Coding region: 47-832 (261 amino acids)
Biological process (GO): ribosomal large subunit biogenesis; translation
Cellular component (GO): cytosolic large ribosomal subunit; ribosome
Molecular function (GO): structural constituent of ribosome; RNA binding
Source: RefSeq, a predicted model, not a curated record
UCAACUCAGUUGUGUGUCGUGCUGCACCUCGCACUGAAGAAAUUUCAUGACCGAGAAGAUGGCCGAAGAAGGUGGUGCUUCUACUGCUGCUGAAUCCAGUGGGAUUAUCAAGUUUAAGGAUAAUUUUGUGAAGAUCACUAAGAAUCAUAAGAAAACCAUUUUCCUCGUUUCGAAGGGACUUGAACUGUUUCUCAUCUUCGUAGCAGCGACAAUAGAGGGUUACAAAUCAUUUUUCGGCCAUAAUUCACAAUCAAGUGAACUUCCUCAAUACAAAAAUAUUGGACAGUAUAAUACGAAUGAUACUAAUUUCCGUAUCGUCUGCACUGCAUUCGACGGAUUUCUAAUUUUCAACUUGAUCUUACUCGUAUCAUACUUAAUGGGUGAACAACUCCCGAAAAAACUACCUUUUGAAAGGUUCGUUGAGACAGGGCGAGUUGCUUAUGUCAGCAAUGGUCCACACCAGGGUAAACUGGUUACCAUUGUUGACAUCAUUGAUCAAAACAAAGUUUUGGUUGAUGGUCCUACAUCCAACAUCCCACGUGACCAAAUGAGGUUAAGUGAUCUACACCUUACAAAGUUCCGCAUCAAGUUUCCAUUCACCGCAAAUAGUACUAUUGUCAAGAAGGCUUGGGAUGAGGCGGACAUUGAUGGAAAAUGGCAACAAAGUAUGUGGGCAAGGAAAGUUGAAGCAAAGAAGAAGCGUGCGGAACUUAGUGACUUUGACAGAUUCAAGCUUCGCAGGGCUAAGCGUACACGUAAUGUUUUAAGAACUAGUGCUUUCUUCAGAAUAAAAAAGAAGGAAAAGAAACCGAAGGGUUCAAAAUCGAGUUAGCCCACCAAACCUUAAAAGAAAUGGUUAUUUUUAAUUUUCAAGAAUAAAACUUUUAAAACAUAAAGCAUUUUGCAUUUUUAA